AUGAUAGCUCAAUCUAAGCCUUCCGCUGCUAAGAAAGCUGCUUUAAAGGGUACUAAUGCUAAAAAAUCUUUGAAGGUUAGAACCGACACUUCUUUCCACAGACCAAAGACUUUAAAAUUAUCUAGAUCUCCAAAAUACUCUAGAAAGUCUGUCCCACACUACAACAGAUUGGAUGCUUACAAGAUCAUUGUUUCUCCAAUCGCCUCUGAAACCGCUAUGAAGAAGGUUGAAGACGGUAACAUCUUAGUUUUCCAAGUUGACUUAAAGUCUAACAAGCACCAAAUCAAGUCCGCUGUCAAGGAAUUAUACGAUGUUGAUGUCGAAUACGUUAACACCUUAGUCAGACCAAACGGUACCAAGAAGGCUUACAUCAGAUUAACUGCUGACCACGAUGCUUUAGAUAUUGCUAACAGAAUUGGUUACAUCUAA
Debaryomyces tyrocola is the source of this 429-nucleotide messenger RNA. The record is from the annotation of a GenBank genome assembly. Lineage: Eukaryota; Fungi; Ascomycota; Pichiomycetes; Serinales; Debaryomycetaceae.